AUGCUGCAGGUCGUCCCCGAUCACCUCGAGCAAGUUGCGAUUUCGAUCGAGACAUUGCUUGACGUGAACGACCUAACGGUGGAAGAGGUGAUCGGAAGACUGCGUAACAUCGAGCAGCGGAAGAAAAAUAUCGUUUCAGCUGUCGACCAGGAGGGUCGUCUACUCCUCACUGAAGAGGAAUGGCUUGCAUGCCUAAAGCUCUGUGACGACACCGGCGAGAGCAAUGGGCCUUCCAGCCGCAAAGGCGGUAAGAAGCCAUGGAAAUCUCGCCGGCACAUGCGCGGGAAAGAGGAGGAUCAAAAGAAGGAGGAGCCGACUGAUGACGAGCCAAUCCAGUGCUCGUAUUGUGGGAAGAGAGAUCACCUGAGCAAGAAUUGCUGGAGCAAGCUCAGGAACAAGGAGACGCUCGAGAAGGCCCAUGUGGCUCAAUCCGAGGAGGACGAGCCGACCCUUUUCAUGGUGACUGCAUCAGUCCUACCUGACGUCAAACCCGAGGAAGAGCUCCCCAAAUCCACAGAGGUAAUCGACGACGGCAUAACUACUCCGGUGAGCGUCGAACCCGAGGAAGAGCUCCAAUUGUGCAUAACAAAGGCACCGGCUGGGGAGCCAAUUCAACUGAAGGAGGAGCGAGUGUUCGCUCAAAUCGGUGAAAGAGGCGAGCAGCAAGAGCACCGGCGAUGGGUCCUCGACACGGGGGCAACAAACCAUAUGACCAGGGCCAAGUUUGAGUUCUCCGAGCUUGACUCGGGGAUUCGCGGGACGGUGAAAUUCGGUGACGGCUCCGUCGUCGAGAUCGAAGGGCACGACACCAUCCUGUUCGUCGGCAAGGGAGGCAAACAUCACAAGCUGACCGACGUCUACUUCAUCUCGAGGCUCAAGGCUAAUAUUGUGAGCUUGGGUCAACUCAAUAAGGCCGGCUGCCACAUUUCCAUCAAGCGCGGGCUACUUAGGAUCCGCGAUGAUCGACGACGGUUGCUCACGCAAGUUCGGUGCACGGCAAACUGCCUUUACAUCCUAGAGUUGGAGAUAGAGCAACCAGUCAACCUCUCGGCCAGGUACCGGAGGAUGGAAGACCUAUUAGGAAGAGGUGAACCACCUGGACUGGCGGCGCGCCAACUCGAAGAAGAGGUGGCCGAACAUGAUGGUCUGGAGGACAUGCCGCCAGGGACACCGAGCCAUAGGGCUCAAAUCGGAGUACAAACAAAAUAAGGUAGAUAUACCACAGGUUUUAGGAGG
Cucurbita maxima (winter squash) is the source of this 1236-nucleotide messenger RNA. RefSeq lists its product as uncharacterized. Gene Ontology annotation, molecular function: nucleic acid binding; zinc ion binding. Bases 1 to 1209 code for a protein of 402 amino acids. NCBI's taxonomy places the organism in Eukaryota, Viridiplantae, Streptophyta, Magnoliopsida, Cucurbitales, Cucurbitaceae. The transcript is spliced from 2 exons. The record is from RefSeq and is a predicted model, not a curated record.